Betta splendens (Siamese fighting fish) is the source of this 3133-nucleotide messenger RNA. RefSeq names its product doublecortin-like kinase 3 (gene dclk3). The record is from RefSeq and is a predicted model, not a curated record. The transcript is spliced from 7 exons. Gene Ontology annotation, biological process: intracellular signal transduction; protein phosphorylation. Gene Ontology annotation, molecular function: protein kinase activity; ATP binding. Lineage: Eukaryota; Metazoa; Chordata; Actinopteri; Anabantiformes; Osphronemidae. Bases 76 to 2517 code for a protein of 813 amino acids.
CGGCGACCUAUGGGGAAAUUAAACAACGCCUCAAAAUAAGUGCUACUGGAUGCUGGUGUGUUAUUUUGGAAAGACAUGACACAUCCGCUCAGAGCCCGUUAUGGAUGUGAGGAGCGAAACGCCAGGAGCAGAGUGGCAGCUCCACCUGUCUCCUUAAUGAAGCUUCCCGGUGGGGGGCCCCAAACAUGGCCCGCUCGUCCUCGCCACACAGGUCCCGUCUGCAGGCCUCACCUCCCAGCUCCUCCCCAAGUCUCUCUCUUUCAUACCCGGCACGCAGAGGAGAGCGCAGAGCGGCCCCAUCUGGUCACGGUGGUCCGUCCCUGCGGUCCGAGUUCACUAAGGAAGGUAACGGUGCUGCUGAACCGCAGGGGUGUGGUGUCCUUCGAGCAGCUGCUAUUGGAUCUGUCUGAGGCGCUGGGGUUUCCGCGCUGGCACAGAUCCAGGGUCACACGCCUGUACACGACCCACGCGCGAGAGGUGAAGGGCGUGUGUGACUUCUUCCGAGGGGAGGCGGCCUUCCUGGCGCUGGGCAAGGCUCGCCCCGAGCUGGGCGCCGUACAGGAAGCGCUGGAGGAGCUGUUCCCAGAACACGCCCAUUACCGGGCGGAUGCCCUGUGCGCCUGGGAGAAGAAGCUCCGCCCGGCGCCGGACAAGGCGGCCAAGGCCGACAGCGGGUACAGCGAGGGGACAGACGACGGCGAGACGAGCCCGGAGAGGCGCGAAGAGGAGCCGGCGCCGGGGACGAAACCCGCCAAUACGCAAACGCGUCCCCGCGCGGACUCACAACAGCUGGAACACAAUCACCCAGAUGUGCAGAAGCCGCAUCAAAAGAAGGCGUGCAGGAAAGGCGUCCACGCGCCCAACCACCUGCAGCGGCUGCGUGGGAGGGGGGCGUCUGGGCCGAGGCCGCUUCCUGUCCCCGGCCCCUUCCAGCGCGACGGUGAUUCUAGAGAGGAGGACGUAGUCGCUCCACCGCUGUGCGAGAGCUGCCUGGCGCGGCAGGCCAGACAGCAGGGGGCCGGUCGGAUGAGCCCACUGCCGGGGAGGGUCCCGCUCCCGCCUGUGCCGAGGAAACACAGGGAGCCGCGGCGUCCGCUCAGCCCAGACGCAGAGAGGCCCGCGCGGCUGCAGCUUCUCAACCCAGACGUGGCUCCGGUGGAGAGACGCGCGGAGCCCCCGCCGCGCGGCGACGCCGUCACCGCCGCCGACAUCGAGCGGCGCUACGACAUGGGACGCGUGGUGGGGGACGGCAACUUCGCGGUGGUGCGCGAGUGCCGGCGGCGGGGGGGCGGCGCCCGGGCCUUCGCCAUGAAGGUGGUGGAGCGGGCCAAGCUGGCGGGCCGCGAGCACAUGAUGCAGAACGAGCUGAGCCUCCUGGGCAGCCUGCGGCACCCCCGCGUGGUCCGGCUGUUCGCCCACCACCACACCCACACCCACUUCUACCUGCUGAUGGAGCUGGUGGACGGGGGCGACCUGUUCGAGGCCAUCAGCGACAGGGGCAGGUUCCCGGAGGCGGAGGCCGGCCUGAUGGUGUCGGACGUGAGCGACGCGCUGAGCUACAUCCACGGCAAGAGCAUCGCGCACCGGGACGUCAAACCCGAGAACCUGCUGUUGGAGCGAGUGGCGGCGGGCGUCUCCAGGCUGAAGCUGGGGGACUUCGGCCUCGCCAUGGUUGUGACUGAGCCUGUCUUCACCAUAUGUGGCACUCCCACAUAUGUGGCCCCAGAGAUUCUCCACGAGGCAGGUUAUGGUGUAGCCGUGGACGUAUGGGCGUUAGGUGUCAUUCUCUAUAUCCUGCUGUGCGGCUUCCCCCCAUUUCGUAGUCAAGCCCGUGAUCAGGAAGAGCUGUUUGAGCUGAUAAAAGAAGGACAUCUCCACUUUCUCUCCCCCUACUGGGACCCUAUCUCAGAGGAAGCCAGAGGCCUUGUCAGAGCUCUGCUGCAGCCAGACCCCACCGCGAGGCUGACAGCAGAGCAGACCCUGCUGCAUCCCUGGGUGACGGCUAUGGCCUCCGUGUGCAGGCAGAGGGCGCUCACAGACAAAACUCAGGCUGAAGCAGAACCGGGUGAAGUUGAGAGCCAGGCUCAGACCCCCGCGGCAGAAACUGACGAAGACAAAGCACCGGGACGCGCGAGCUGGAGGGAAAGCACCCUGAGAGAUGCCAAGCAAAGUGAGAAGGUCACGGGACGGGGACGGGGCGAGGACGCCCUGCAGGAGGGGAGUGCAGUCCGCGCUGCAUCUCCACGGGUCGAGGAGCACACGCCGGGUCCACAGGAGCCACAGUGUGAUUCUACAGACUGUGGCUCACCCAGCAGGCAGGCAAUGCAGCAGCCCUCAGGCCCACGCGGAGCCAGUGCCGACCUGAGCCGGCUCCACGCCACGGCCCAGCACGACCAGCAGCAGCCGCCCGCGGGUUCACUGUCCUCAACCAGCACAGCAGCAACACCUCCUUCGCCCCAUUCUCCUCGCCUCUCCUCUGCACACAAUCACAACCACAGGCCAAGACUGUCCAGCUGAGACCCCCCCCCCCCCCCCCCCCCCCCCCCCCGCCCCUCACCUACCCACCCACGUCUCCCGUUUAGGCACGUGAUUAGAUCAGAGUCCUCGCCUUCAUGGUUGCAACACUGCUCAUUUCAAGGCAGCAGGAUUCUUGAAUGACGCACACAUCAUGUGACUUACUCCUAGUGACUAGCGCCUGAUCGACUAGACAAAUAUCAUUGAUAUCAUUCUGUCUAAUCCAUUUAUCCUGCAAUCAUCAAUUAAUCAUGAUCAUAUGAUGAGCCGAGAAGCAGUAGAACUAAUUAAAGGAAUAGAGUUGAUCAAGCAGGCUUCUAUAGGAACUUAUACAUAGUUUCAGACUGUCAUUGUUCUAAUGUUGUGGGGUUCCCUCUCUUUGUGUAACCUAUGAUGAGGAUAUGAUAUGUAAUCAUGUGUCAUUCCUAGUGGCGGCUAUUCCUUCACGGCUUGUGCAAUGACACUGAUCCAUGUUUCUUUCAUAUUUAUAGCCCGUUCCUAGAAGUAUGUCUUAGGAUCAUUUAUCUAGAAACAUCAGUUUACUAUGGUCAUAAGCUAAAAAUAUCUGUACCAAGAACUUCUUAUUUCAUUAUAGUAAAAGUCUGCCAUGUUUACCAUA